AAAAAUCUCAUCAAAAAAUGCUACGAAAAAUUUAAAAAUGCUGACCCGAAGGAUCAGAGCAGGCGUACUCAUGAUUCGAAGUGUUUGCUCCAAUGCUUACUCGAAGUCAAGAAAUUGCGUUACCAGACCCUUGUGAAACCGCAUUCGCGUACGAAAAGUGUAUUGUUGCCGCCCACGGAAUACGAAAAGUACGAGUAUAGCUGAUAUUAAAGGUUUGAAAUCUUGAAGAUGGAUUAAGAGAGAAAAGACCAAUGAAUAAAUAUGAAAGAAGUAAACAAGUGGAAUUUAGAUUAUACAACGGUGUUUGUAAACAAUUGAAAUAAUAAAAUACAUUUUUUCUCC
Molecule: messenger RNA, 342 nt
Organism: Gryllus bimaculatus (two-spotted cricket)
Lineage: Eukaryota; Metazoa; Arthropoda; Insecta; Orthoptera; Gryllidae
Source: the annotation of a GenBank genome assembly